Messenger RNA from Hymenoscyphus albidus, 1891 nucleotides. The record is from the annotation of a GenBank genome assembly. Lineage: Eukaryota; Fungi; Ascomycota; Leotiomycetes; Helotiales; Helotiaceae.
AUGCCAUACCUCCCCUAUCACGAACUACCCAUAACCACUCUCCUCUCCCUAACAUCAUUCUUCCUCCUCCUCAACACAACCCGCUACAUCUUCAACCACCUCCUCUACUGCGGUCUCGUAGCUGAGAUCCUCAUAGGAAUAAUAUGGGGUCUCCCUAUCAGCGGAACAUCACUACUCUCAUUGGAAACUCAAUCAACAGUCCAAUCCCUCGGCUAUCUAGGACUUAUUGCUCUAGUUUUCGAAGGGGGAUUGGAAACUGAUAUGAAGCCACUAAAGAGAAGUAUGGGUAUGAGCAUCUCGGUUGCUACAGUUGGACUGAUUGCUCCUAUUGCUUUGAGCUUUUUGCUGUUAGUAUUCCCGUUUGGUGAAGGUGUGAGAGAGUGGUGGCCUACGCCCCUUGCGGGUUUUUCGGCGGGUGCGGCGUUAUGUUCGACUAGUUUGGGAACUACGUUCGUGGUCUUGGGGGAGGCGGGGAUGCAGAAGACGAGAGCGGGGACGAUACUUGUUGGGGCUGCGAUGAUGGAUGAUGUUGUGGGUUUAGUAUGUUGUUACUUCCCUCUUGGAUUAUUUCUGUUGGCCGCAAACAAUCGUUCGCUAAAUUUAUCUAGGUAAUGGUAAACAUAGUAACAACACUCGGAGAAGGGUUUUCAAAACCUUGGCUUAUUGCUCGACCUAUCGUCGCAAGUUUCAGUCUCAUGGUCAUAAGCAUAGUUCUGGCUCACUUUGUCUCAACGCCAACCUGGCCACUCAUCAUCAAAUACUUAUCACAAGAUACCAAUCUUGGAGCACCCCUGGGGCACUCAUCUUCUCAGGCGUUAAGAUCCACCUAUCAAAGAAGAAUGAGUAAGCUCGUUUAUCAAAUUCCUCACCUGGAAUUUUGUCUCUCUACUUUAGUACUUAUUAUCUAUGUUACUAUUGCGACUUUUAUCAAUGCUUCGGUCCUUCUUGCUGCUUUCAUUGCUGGUGGGAUGGUUAGCUUCUUGUGGAAACUUCACCCUGACCAGCAACGAGAUGUUGCUGAAGAUGAGAUUCAUGGACUUUUGGAGCCGGCAUCGAAAUUGUUUCAUGAUUAUUUUAGGCCGUUGACGGAAUAUGUUCUUGUUCCGUUCUUUUUCGUGAGUGUUUUCUGUCACUCUGGUCUUUCUGAAUAUUUUCUGCGGUUUCUGUGAAUCCAUAGCCGAUGAGCACAGUGCAAAGGUGUCCCGAUUGCUAACAAGUAGCUCUCCUCCAGGCAUCCAUCGGGUUCUCAAUUCCUAUAACACAGAUGUUCAAAAGUUCCAUCCUAUGGAAAGGAAUUAUCUACGCCAUUCUGAUGAUCAUCGGCAAAGCUCUUGUCGGAAGCGUCAUUUAUUUCGAAUAUUUCCUCAAAAGAUAUCAACAAAAGUCUAUUCAUAUGAGCUCUCAAACACCUCCAGAAUCUCAACAACCCACUAUCGUCAGAGCAACAACAUCGACCCCCCAACCUACUCCUCCAGCACCACAACACCAAUUCUCACUACCGCUAUCCCUAACCCCAUCCCCAGAAGUCUUAAAGCCUCCUCACUCAACAGCACUCCUCAUAAGUCUAGCCAUGGUAUCUAGAGGCGAAAUAGGAUUCCUGAUAGCGUCUCUUGCUCAAAUUUCGAAUUCCUUUACGCUUCACAGAAAAGAUGGAACUAUAGUUCCUUCCAGCGAGGAGUUGUUCAUGGUUGUUAUAUGGGGUGUGGUGAUUUGUACGAUUUUUGGGCCUGUGGCUGUAGGGGCCGUGGCUAGGAGGACCAGAAGUGGUUCUUGAGGCCUUGGGAUGCUGGAGGUGGAUGGUGAUGAAGUUUAAGCCUUUAUCUUGUGAUAUCGUGAUAUUGCGAUAAUAUUGGGUUGCUGGACCCAGAAAGAAGCUAUGAAAUAGACAAAC